AUGACUUCAAACAGUCUCAUCAAGCUUUCAUGCCUAGUACAUUAUAUUGAUGACAAAAAAAUAUUAUCCAAGGCAGAACAUUUUUUAGAAUGGGGUAAUGUCACAAGCUUUAAUUAUAUACCUGAUAUUGGUGUACUUAGUGGCCAAGUGCAUGCUAGUAUGAAAAAUAAAUCGAUAUUCUUCAUAGACGAGAAUAUUGAUCAUGCCAGUUGUACAUGUCCAACAGGUUUGACAAAAUGCCAUCAUAUGGUUUCACUUCUUUUACAUGGGCAUACAAAUAUAUCGGUGAUUGAUAUAGCAUACAGUUGGUCAAAAAAUGUGCAAAAUAAAAUUAAUUGCAAAUGUUGAUGAAUUAAAUAUGUCAAACAAUUGAUCAAAAUUUAAGAUAUACUCUGAUGUACCUAAAGCAUUAUG
Molecule: messenger RNA, 414 nt
Organism: Diuraphis noxia (Russian wheat aphid)
Lineage: Eukaryota; Metazoa; Arthropoda; Insecta; Hemiptera; Aphididae
Molecular function (GO): zinc ion binding
Source: RefSeq, a predicted model, not a curated record